Messenger RNA from Protopolystoma xenopodis, 462 nucleotides. The record is from the annotation of a GenBank genome assembly. Lineage: Eukaryota; Metazoa; Platyhelminthes; Monogenea; Polystomatidea; Polystomatidae.
AUGCUCGAGAAGCCUCUCGUAAUCCGUCAAUACCAUUACCCGACAUUGGGAACCAUCAUAGCUGCUAAAGCAGAGGACUUCGGAAAAGCCUCUGGCAACCCGACGCACUUUGGCCGCGUAGACGACACUAGAUCCUACUUUCACAUAUCAUUAAAUAUGCUUAAAGAAUCAUGGACCCCAGUUUCCCCUGGUUCAACUAAUGACAACGAUGUUCUUAAGACCAUUUCUACUACAAACAAGCUUCAACUGACCUUUCGCUUCGGAUUUUCUAAGGCAGCAUUCAUAUCCACUCAAAUACAGGCUUGUGAAGCAACAUUGUCUCAAAAACUAGCUAUACUCGGUAGGAGAGUAAGACACUCCAGCAAGCUUGUGCUGACAAACCAAAGACCCUAUCACUACCGCCGUCUAGCUAAUGUACUCCUAGUGAUGCUGAAUGGCUUCGAGACUUCUGUCGACAAUUAG